UUAUUUAUUAUCUACGAAUCUACGUGCUGGCCUAGUAAGGAAAGUGUCAUAUAUGAACACUGUUCAGCAAGUUGCAAUCUUAGCACUCCGAAAUUGUAUGCUACUGAAAGGGUUAGCUUUCCAUAGUCUGCUGGGUGAGGGAUAAUCUUACGAGACAUUGACGGAAAUUUCAAUUUUUUGCCAAACUGUUGACAACACAUUUAUCGUGUAAUUUAUCAUACGCUAACUGUCACAUAUCAUUGGACUUUGGUAAGACGGUGUACAGUGCUAUUAUGACCUGUAGGACAAUUUAACUUGAUAAUAAUAUUAGAUGGCCUGAUAAUAAUAUUAGAUGGCCUGAUGCUAACAUCAAUGUGCAGUUCCUGGUGCCUGACAGUCAACAGUGAUAUAACUUACCAGAGCCCCUAUUAAAACUUCUCUGGAUAUACUUUGAAGUAAACGUACUGGUGUAGGUGGGCCCUUUGGUAGGUCGGAGAGUAUUAGUGUUGCAAAACUAUGCGCUCAUUUCAUUUCAACUCGCUUAUCUGUGUUAAGGCCAGAAAUGUCAAUUAUGUUAACCAUGUGACUUUCUUCCAUUGGAAUAAGUGGUUUUGUGUGCAGUGUCUUUGGUAUGUGUAAUUGCCUGUAUGUGUCUUGAGAAAGAUUCAGCUAUGUUAUUUGCUGGGUCGCUAGCCUUUUAUUUUACUCGGUAGCUAGCUACUAAAGGAAGAGUCACUUCCUGGUUUUCUCAGACAAUGAUCAAGACAGCUAGUGUACUACUCUGGAUACGAUAAUGGGAACAUAGUGGGUUUGUUAUCAUAUAUCUGUUGACAAUGAACGAAACUAUAGAAAACCAGACUUUAACACUAUGCAAUGUGACCUACUCAAUGGGCUUUACAGUUGGUCAGGUCUGCGAUACCGGCCAGCCCCUACAGUGUUUGGGUAUCAAUGUGACGGACAGUAACAGCACGGACAGUAACAACACAUCCAGCAUAGCAAUGGGUCAAGACCGGGGAAAGUAUGACUUCUACAUUGGCCUGGGCUUGGCCAUCAGCUCGAGCAUAUUCAUCGGUGGAAGUUUUAUACUGAAGAAAAAAGGGCUUCUCCGCCUUGCCAGGAAAGGCUCCAUGAGAGCAGGACAAGGCGGACAUGCAUACCUAAAAGAAUGGUUGUGGUGGGCAGGCUUGUUAUCAAUGGGGGCAGGUGAAGCUGCAAACUUUGCUGCUUACGCGUUUGCUCCAGCUACUCUCGUGACGCCACUUGGCGCCCUCAGUGUUCUUGUGAGUGCAAUCCUGUCCUCCUACUUUCUGACGGAGAGGCUGAAUCUCCACGGCAAGCUGGGGUGUCUGCUCAGUAUCCUGGGCUCCACUACCAUGGUCAUCCACGCCCCUCAGGAGGAGGAAAUCGGCAGCCUGGAGGUUAUGGCCAAAAAGCUGGUUGAUCCAGGUUUUCUGUUCUUUGCCACCUGUGUCGUCAUCGUGGCCCUCAUUUUCAUGUUCGUGGUGGGUCCAAGGCACGGUCAGACCAACAUCAUGGUCUACAUAACCAUCUGCUCGGUGAUCGGAGCCCUGUCCGUCUCCUGUGUCAAGGGCCUGGGCAUCGCCAUCAAGGAGGCCAUCGCCGGCCAGCCGGUAGUAAGGAACCCGCUCUCAUGGAUACUGCUUCUGGGCCUGGUGGCCUGCGUCAGCACGCAGAUCAACUACCUGAACAAGGCACUGGACAUCUUUAACACGUCGCUGGUGACGCCCAUCUACUACGUGUUCUUUACAACAUCGGUGCUCACCUGCUCCGCCAUCCUCUUCAAGGAGUGGGAGCAUAUGGCCACGGACGAUAUCAUCGGUACGCUUAGUGGCUUCUUCACCAUCAUUGUGGGCAUCUUCCUGCUCCACGCCUUCAAGGACGUCAACGUCAGCCUGGCCACGCUGGCCGUGACCAUCCGCAAGGAGGAGAAGCUGGCCUCAGCACCUAACGGCCUAGCCUCGUACGGCCACUCCAGCUAUGAGCUGCUGCACAACGACAGCACCGCGGACCAUGAUGACCGGGAGAUUGGACUGCCCUUUGACAGCGUCUCUAGAAGGAAUGGCUCCAUGUCAACUGCGUAAAAAGGGGUGGGCAGGAGAUGGCAUCUACUGGACUAAGGAUGCUGUGGGGGUUCCUGUUUCAUGUUUUUAUUUAAAAACAGGCUUAACUUAAGACAAUCAACUCUUUGGGCAAAAAAAGGUGACUUGGAUGGACCAAUCGAUUGUAACUACUGGUUUUUUUAUUAUAAUUAUUUGCCUUAUUAUACAUUUUCGGUUUUGACUUAAAACAAACUUAAGUACAUGGUUAGGCUCCCUCAUCUCAUUCUCCAUGUAGCACUGUAAAUAUUGAUCCUAUAUGUUUUUAAGAGCUUUUGUUAGAAUUACUGUACAGACGUCUGUAUUUACAUGCACUGAGUUCCUUUCUACCAGUUGACUAUUGAUUGCUUUAUCUUUGUAAUAAAGUUGACCCAUGUACAGACAUGAGAUCCUACUAAAUCAAA
Messenger RNA from Alosa alosa (allis shad), 2500 nucleotides. RefSeq names its product NIPA magnesium transporter 2 (gene nipa2). Bases 813 to 2081 code for a protein of 422 amino acids. Gene Ontology annotation, molecular function: magnesium ion transmembrane transporter activity. NCBI's taxonomy places the organism in Eukaryota, Metazoa, Chordata, Actinopteri, Clupeiformes, Clupeidae. The transcript is spliced from 6 exons. The record is from RefSeq and is a predicted model, not a curated record. Gene Ontology annotation, biological process: magnesium ion transport. Gene Ontology annotation, cellular component: membrane.